GUCUGGACUAGGGUUUUACGGAGAAGAAAACAUGGCGGUGGCGUCUUUGUGUCGUACUCUGAUCAGCAAACCAUCUGUGGCUGCUAUUUUUUCUCGCUCCUUCACUUCAAGCUCUAUUUCAGUUCCUAGUUUGGCUCUUACUUCUCGUUAUUCUUCACCUCUUCUUCGAAUCCGACCUCUCGUCACUGCCCUCACAGAGUUUCAUCGGUUUCUACCGGUUGGUCUGAGAUGCUUUGCAACGCGUCAGACGGCAUCGUCUCUCAACGAUCCCAAUCCGAACUGGUCCAAUCGUCCGCCGAAGGAGACGAUAUUGCUCGAUGGCUGCGAUUUUGAGCACUGGCUCAUUGUUAUGGAGAAACCUGAAGGAGAACCCACAAGAGACGAAAUCAUAGAUAGCUACAUCAAGACCCUCGCUACGGUGGUUGGGAGCGAGGAUGAAGCAAGGAUGAAAAUUUACUCAGUUUCUACUCGACACUACUUUGCUUUUGGAGCUCUUGUUUCCGAGGAACUCUCCUACAAGCUCAAGGAGGUGCCCAGAGUGCGAUGGGUUCUUCCUGAUUCUUACUUGGAUGUCAGGAAUAAAGAUUAUGGAGGGGAACCUUUUAUUAAUGGGCAAGCAGUUCCAUAUGAUCCCAAAUACCAUGAAGAAUGGGUGAGGAACAAUGCACGGGCAAAUGAAAGGUCCAGGCGCAAUGAUAGGCCUCGCAACUUUGAUCGGUCAAGGAACUUUGAAAGAAGACGAGAAAAUAUGCAGAAUCGCGAUUUCCAGAAUAGGGAGAUGGGUGGAGCGCCACCAAACCAAAUGCCUAACAUGGGUGGAGCACCACCAAAUCAAAUGCCUAACAUGGGUGGAGCACCACCAAAUCAAAUGCCUAACAUGGGUGGAGCGCCGCCUAACCAAAUGCCUAAUAUGGGUGGAGCACCACCUAACCAAAUGCCUAAUAUGGGUGGAGCACCACCUAAUCCAAUGUAUAACAGGGGAGGACCAUCCCCAAAUCCAAUGCCCAACAUGGGAGGAGUGCCCCCAAAUCCAAAUCCAAUGCAGAAUAUGGGAGGACCACCAUCGAACCCAAUGCCUAAUAUGGGAGGAAUGCAAAGUGUUCAGAACCAGAUGCCUAGAGAUGCUGGACCAGGUGCAGGAUUUCCCAAUAUGCAUAAUAGAGAAACUGGAGGCAUGCCACAGAGGGAUUUUCAAAACAGAGAUGCUGCUCGCAGUGAAGGUAUGCCCUACCAGAGCAGGGAUAUGCCCACUGGUUCCAUGCCAAACAGAGAUUACCAGGGUAACUACACACCUAACAGGGACAUGGAGAGCACGCCAAGUGGAAAUCCUUAUCAGGUAAGAGAUAUGCCCGGUAGAGACUAUCAGUGAGGCUGGAAUUUAGAUAACUGAGAUAACUUUUGAGUGACAGAUCUGUCUUGAGUUUCUUGUACUAGUUGUUAAUGUGCCAAUGUGGAUAGAACGGUCAGUAAUGGAUAAUACGAAUGUAAUGUGUGGGGGUAUAGCUUUGGUAACAUGCAGACUACUGGCUGUCAUUGAUAUAUCCAGAACUGGGUGCAACGUUAAUCCUUU
This is a messenger RNA of Telopea speciosissima, 1570 nucleotides long. Its product is annotated as multiple organellar RNA editing factor 8, chloroplastic/mitochondrial-like. Gene Ontology annotation, cellular component: mitochondrion. The coding region runs from base 32 to 1369 and encodes 445 amino acids. Lineage: Eukaryota; Viridiplantae; Streptophyta; Magnoliopsida; Proteales; Proteaceae. The transcript is spliced from 4 exons. The record is from RefSeq and is a predicted model, not a curated record. Gene Ontology annotation, biological process: mitochondrial mRNA modification; cytidine to uridine editing.